UUAGCAUCUGACACACUCUCUACACAGAAAUGGCAGCUCACUGAAUCUCUAAUUUAUAGAGAGAUACAAAGAAGCCCGAGGAAAUGGUCUGCCUCACUCACAUCGCACCUCUUCUUCCUCUAUCCUCCUCCUUCUCCAGCAUCUCUCUUCCGUCCUCCCGUCAAUUCAAAAGUUUCAGGACUAGAAUGUCUUCUUCCUCCAUCGAUUCCGCUCCUCCUCUUCCUCCGCCGCCGGAUAAUGGCAUCGUCCUUGGUUGCGGUGGGGCCACUGUGGAUUUCCUGGCGACGGUGGAUUCUUAUCCUCAACCGGACGACAAGAUCCGAAGCACUAGCCUCAAGGUGCAAGGAGGGGGAAAUGCUGGAAACGCAUUAACCUGCGCAGCUCGUCUGGGAUUGACUUCGAGGCUGAUUAGUAAAGUAGCAAAUGACUCACAAGGAAAGGGUAUAUUGGAGGAGCUGGAAUCUGAUGGUGUGGAUACUUCCUUUCUUGUGGUCUCUAAAGAGGGCAAUACACCAUUUACGUACAUCAUAGUUGAUAAGCAAACGAAAACGCGUACUUGUAUUCAUACGCCUGGAGAUCCACCCAUGGUACCAAGUGACCUUUCUCAGUCUAGCAUGUUAUCAGCUCUAGACGGAGCAAGCAUCGCAUACUUUGAUGUAAGAUUACACGAAACCGCCUUGGUGAUUGCAAAUGAGGCAAGUCGGAAGAAGAUACCUAUUUUGGUUGAUGCAGAGAAGAAAAGAGAUGGAUUAGAUGAUCUUUUGCAACUCGCCGAUUACGUUGUCUGCACAGCAAAAUUCCCUCAGGCAUGGACAGAAGCGUCUUCGAUUCCAGGUGCGCUUGUUUCCAUGUUGUUGAGAUUGCCGAAGCUGAAGUUUGUGAUCGUGACCUUAGGUGAAGAAGGAUGCUUAAUGAUUCAGAGAACUUCAGAAGAAGCUUCUGAAUCCAAAGAGACGGACAUCGAGAGUUUGGUAGAGACAUUGAAGCAGAGAACAGACUCAACGGCAGCGUUUUCAACAUGUGUUUCAUCGGAGACGACAAAACUGAAGGCCAACGGGAUAGGAACACUGAACGGAAGAUUGUUUCUUGGAACGGCGGAGAAAAUUCCUCCAGAGGAACUCGUUGACACCACCGGUGCAGGCGACGCAUUCAUAGGAGCAGUUCUUUAUGGCAUAUGCGCCGGCAUGCCCCCAGAGAAAAUGUUACCCUUCGCUGCACAAGUGGCGGCUUGCAACUGCCGAGGUUUGGGAGCUCGAACCGGUCUUCCUCACCGUACUGAUCCGCGACUUGUACCCUUUCUGGUUUGACAACUCUAAUGUUUCUAUGUUCCUUUGUCAACUCUACUAUUCUUCCGAGUCACUUGCUCCAUCGCCCACUUUCAUAUAUUUUAAAACUUUCUACUUAGAAAAUAAAUAAAGACUUGGUGUCAAAUUAUGUUCAUAUUUAGGUUUGACUUUGUUUCGUUAUUCUAAACUAAUGCCUAGUAUGUG
Molecule: messenger RNA, 1490 nt
Organism: Thlaspi arvense
Lineage: Eukaryota; Viridiplantae; Streptophyta; Magnoliopsida; Brassicales; Brassicaceae
Source: the annotation of a GenBank genome assembly